UUGUGUCUUUACGAAAAGCACGCCGAUCAUGAUUGCAUCACCUACGAUUCCACUAUCCCAUGUUUCUGUUUCCGUUGACGUCAUAAAGCGUGUCUCUCAUACACGAGACAUUGCUUAGAACUCUGUAAAAAUUGAGAAUUGUAUCAAUCAGUGUGUUUCGGGCGGCGGUCGAGUGCGCGCGUAAAAUUCAAACAUGGCGAAUUCGUGUUUGGCCGUAUUUGAUUUCGAUCGUACUAUUGUUGACGAUGAUUCGGACGCGACUAUAAUAAAUAGAUUGAGGGAAAAGAAGCCGCCGCCUGAGUGGGAAGCUGGGAACCACGAUUGGACUCCAUACAUGAGUGAUGUAUUUGAACACGCAUAUUCAGCUGGACUUAGUCAAGAGGACAUCCUGGACAGCAUAGCAUCCAUGCGGCCGAAUCCAGGAGUUGAAAAGCUGAUCUCCACAUUAGCAGCGGAAGGAUGGGACAUAGUACUCAUCACUGAUGCCAACACAGUCUUUGUACAGCAUUGGUUGAAGGCCCACGCAUUAUUGAGCAACAUCACAAAGAUUAUAACAAAUCGAGCGUUCUGGCAAGGCGACCGUCUCUUUAUUGAGCCUUGUAUGCGACAGUCAACUUGUCCACGGUGUCCGAGUAAUCUAUGCAAGUCUCGCGCCCUGGCGGAGUGUUGCGCCAACCGCUCGUAUGACAGAAUCGUGUACUGCGGCGAUGGCAGAAACGAUUUCUGCCCUGCCACGUUUCUACCUGCUAACGCAAUAGUGUUUCCACGUCGUGGGUAUCCCCUAGAUGACCUGAUCAAGAAGACCAUGGCGUCUCCAACUCCCCAAGUUAAGGCGAGGAUCGUACCCUGGUCGGAUUGCUACUCCAUCAUCCAGACAAUUUUCCCUGGAAAGUUUGUGGAGACCAACACAGUUACAACGCAACAUAUGUGAUAUUAUUUUUAAGUAUUUAUAAUUACUAUUAUUAUAAUUUUGUGUCCAUAACUUAAUUAUGAACUAUGGUUGUUUUUCAAUAUAUUACAAUGUACUUAGAUGUUUAA
Messenger RNA from Spodoptera exigua (beet armyworm), 1038 nucleotides. NCBI's taxonomy places the organism in Eukaryota, Metazoa, Arthropoda, Insecta, Lepidoptera, Noctuidae. The record is from the annotation of a GenBank genome assembly.